ACGUAGCUGUGUUUGUGUGUUUCCUUUCCUGUGUGUUAGUUCUCCGAAUGCUACUCGAUUCAUGAAUGUAAUGUAUGUAGUGUUUCGAACACCUCGAUUGUGUUAUGUGUUAGGUUAAGUUAUAUUUUAAAAUAUUCAUCGUUUAAAAAGUAUGAAUUGAAUAACAAACGGCAAAAUGCUUUGACAUUUGUCUCGGAGGAGGCAUCUCAUGGAAAAAUCCUACAAGAAGUUUUCAAAUGUGGAAUUCACUCUAGUCAUUGUCACCGAAAACGGCAAGAAAAGUUUUGGAUGUCCUUCCACUUGUUUCAGUGUUGGAAUAAGUUCCUAUUUGAUAACCAGAUUUUGAAGUACAAAGUAUUCCAUCAAUAGUAGCAGCCUACUUUAUGCUCAGCGUCAACCUUCAGUUUCGGUAGUCGAACAAUAAAAAUGAGAGUAUGGAAACCAUUAAUGGGUGCAGUGGUAUCGUUCCGCAAAAGAUAUUGCGGCUUCAUACUUCUCAUUUUGUUAUUCUUCUUUUUUGUGAUCCUGCAUUAUAAUGUUGUUUACAAUCAAAUGCAAAGUUCGUAUUUUACAAAUGAUGGUACUGUAAUCACCGUCCCCGGCUGGGAACUGAAUAAAAGUCGUAACGCAUCAGAUUAUAUUUUCCCAGACGACAUUACAACAAUAAUUUCUAGUAGAAGUAUCUGCUCGAGUAAAUAUCCGCCGCGUAUUUUACUAAUAAUUUGCUCCGGGACAGAAAAUUUUUUGUCGAGAUCAGCAAUACGUAAAACUUGGGCGCAAUCAGCUUAUGAAAAAUUCAACAUCAGUGUCGUUUUCUUGAUGGGCGUGUCGUUGGAUGAAGAAAUCAACGAGAGAAUAAAACACGAAGGUGAAGUACACAACGAUGUGAUUGUUGAAGAUUUUAUUGAUACUUACAAUAAUUUGACAGUCAAAACUCUAAUGCUGUUGAAAUGGGUCAAGAAUAAUUGUAACAACACUUCGUAUAUCAUGAAAACCGACGACGACGUUUAUAUAAACAUGAAUAAUUUAAUACAAUUAAUUGACAGCUUACCGGAGCACAAAACUCGAAAUGUAUUAUUGGGAAAAUUACUGUGCGGUUCAGCGCCAAUAUCGAAUCCGAACAAUAAAUGGUAUAUGCCAAGCUAUAUGUAUCCGUAUAAGGUAUAUCCGUAUUAUUUAUCCGGAGUCGGUUAUUUGAUGUCGUUACAAGUGGCAUUAAGAUUGUACGAAGAAGCAUUCAGCAUACCAAUUAUACACAUGGAAGACGUUUAUAUUACUGGGUUGUGCGCUCGACGAGCAGGUAUUCGUCCAGCUCGACAGUUCAUGUUUCAGUACCAUGAAUUAACUAACGUUGUUUGCUCGAUGGAAGACGAUUAUUUGAUAGUGCACAGUCAUCAAGUAUCGUACGAUGAUAUGUACCACAUUCAUAAUAAGUUGGUUGCUUGUAAAACGCCGGAAAACCGGACUUCGGUGUUUAAUUGGUUUUUCUUACGUACGUUUAGUGGGUCUAGACGAAAAAUCAAUCCCAAGUUCGACGUGCAUUCUAGUGAAUCUUAUUCGUAUACGUGUAAAUGAGGAAAAUAGGCCUUGAAAACUUGAAGCUUAUUAGCUGAUGGUCAUUUAAGAGAGGCGUAUGCUACUUUAUCAAGAUGACUACAUAUACUUCUUCCUUUUAUUUUAUCAAUUAGUAUCAUCGUGAUUACAAGCGCAUCGUAAACGGGAUCAGGGUAUUUGAGAUUUCGAUUAGGUUUUUUUUCUCAUUAUUUUGUGUAAUCUCCGCGUGUACGUGUUUUCUUUUUGUUUGUCUGUUUUACUCUUUUUGUCGUUUUAUAAUUACUAUUUUUAUUUAUUGAAUUGGUUUUUGGAUGGUUAACCUUGAAAUGAAGUGUAACAUUGCGAGCUGUACAGCAUUCCAGUUUGAUUUGUUCCUUCUAUUCCUGAACUCGACAUUCCACAAAACAAUAAAAUGUUGACAAUAUUGAAGGCAAAUCGAAACGAUAAAUUUCGUUUUGAUUAAAAUUAAAAUCAAUUCUAUCAAAUUCUAUUUCGAUCUAAAGGUUGCCAUUCUCGAAUCUAUGGUUGUUGAUCCAAUGUAGCUUUCUCAAAAUCAUAAUGUUAGCACAAAUUUGGAAAUUUUCGCCACAAUUCAAAUUUUAUUUUUAAAAAAGAACGUACUUAAUCGUUGUGUGAUCUCAGUAUUGAUAUUAUGUGAAUCAGAUGUUGUGUUUUGAAUGAAAGCUUGAUAUCAUAGAAUUUUUCGAUGUAUUACGUAUCUGUAUUUUCCCACGUUUCAAUUUUGUAGUGAGAUAUGUAGCUUGUUUUUACGUACAUAAUUUUAAAUCUUGUGAUUUUUUGAAGUUAGAUUUCGGCACGCUGCAAACCAAAACGUCAAUCUAUCGAUGAAAUUUAAAAAAUGAGUUACGUUUUGUAAUGAAAGCAAUUAGUAUUUUUGGAAAACCUAUUCAUUUGAUUAGGCUUAUCUGUAUCUGAAACAAUAAGAUCUAUUAAAAAAAUGAUGAUUUCGAAUGUGAAAAGAAAGAUCUGUUGAGUAAUUGACAUAAUUCUUCUCAAGGCGUUACGACGUUCGUAGUUUUUUUCUUUUUUCUUCUUUUCUAGUCAGUUGUAAAAAAAAAUUGAAAAAAAAUAGUGUUAUGGGUUCAUUAGAUACGUAAUUAAUCUCUCUACUUACAAAAUGUACAAUAAGUACUUACAAUGGGUGCAUGUGUGUUAGAAUUAUUCAUAGCUCAAUUUUUUUCUCUAGUCAAAAUUUUUACUUAAUUAUCACAUUAUUUUUAUCGUGUACGUAAUGUUUUAUUAGAAACUCGAUUUUGACUAAUUCCAAUUCAAUUAUUCUGUUACCUGUUGAUUUUUUUUGAUAAAAUUGCAGCGUUUCAAUUUUUAGUUGCUAAUUUAGUUGACUCUGUUUCUUCAAUGCAUACAAAUUCGAUUAACUUUAAAAUCUACUUUCAUCAAUUUUGCUAUUUUAGUAUGAGUUUUAUUCGUAUUCUCAACUUAUGUGAUUUAUUGUAAGUAAUUUUGAGCUAUUUGUUUUUAUUUUCUUGUUUGUGUAUAGUACAUACUUAAAUUUUGUUAUUGUAAAUAAGGUGCUGAUUUUUUUUUCUCGUGAUUCAUUUUGAAUUUCCGGCAAUUCAUAUCCCAUUCGCGAUGUUCGGCGAUUUCUGUAGAAUGAGUAGAGAAUAGAGAUGAUUUCAGUCGAAUAGUCGAAUUGUUCUCAACAAAGGAAGAUAUCCCCACCAUCAGAAAAAUGAUUGAACAUAACUUGAAAAACGAAAGAGCAGCAAAAAAACUCCUAGAGACGUAACUAAAUUUCAUUUUUUUAUUUUUUUGCAAAUUUUUAAAACUUUAAAUUGAAUCUAUUUUCUACUCUGCAUUUUCAAAAUUCGCCUGAAAUCGAUUAAUAAAAAUUUGUUUCCAGGUGGGGUAUUUUUAAAUGAUUGUUCUUUCGACUUUUCUUCCUAACAUUUUUCAUGUUUGGGAUACCUUUAUUAGAAGGAGCAAGUUUUUUUUUCUGAAAUCGGCACCUUCGAGUAAAAUGUCUAUCAAUUGUUUGAUAAUGUUAUACUUGUUAUAAUUUCUAUUCUUGUUUUAGAGCUUCGUGUAGAUAAUUCAUUGUUUGAAGAUUGCAAAUUAUGUUUUUUUCAUUUUAUUUAUUAUUAUAUCCCCCCUCCCUAUUUGUUUUUGGUACCGUAAAACUGAGUAAAUCAGAUAGCAAAAUUGUAUUUCUUUCACGGGAAGCUGUCUUUUUUUAUAACUCCCUCGUCUUAGGAGAUUUUACUGUCGAAUGAUUUGUUUAGUUUUUAACUAAGUUUAAAUAUCUUAAAAUUCCAAAGUUAUAAUUUUUAUGAACGCACAAUUAAAAAGUGAACUUUUCUGUUUUCUGUUCACUUUCCUUGGUGGAAUUAGGCAUCGUCUAAUUAACAAUUUUUGAUAUAAUUUAUCGUAUUUGAUUUACUUCAUGUUACGGUACUCAAUAUUUGUUACCGUAUGAUAUUACUUUAGGUGAAUUAUCGUUGUAACAACAAUGCCUAGCAUUGGAAUCUCGCUUGUAAAUAACUUCUCGUUUAUGUUAGAAAAUGCACGAAUUACCUAAAGUGAUUUUUACUUAAUUUUUUUUUUUUUCAACUAAUAUCUACGUAUCUUCGGGUGUAUUAUUUUUUAUUAUUUUUUUAAAUUCAAUAUUUAUAUUCUCGCAACUUGAUAAAACGAUGAAACGUCCAUAAUUUUUUGUCAUUUGUGCCUUUUGAAAUAUCGAAGUUGAUUUUUUUAAAUCUAUAAGAAAUUUCGAAACGUAACUUACACUUACCCCAAAUAUUGAACUAUCGAAGCGAAUUAUUUUUUAAUGCUUUACUAAUCGUUUACGUGGGUCUGUAAUACCGAUAUUACAGUCCAUCCGGCCUAAAAUAUUGAAGUUUUUUCUCUAAGUUGAUGUAUUUAUGUGAAGGUAAAACAGGUUUUUAAAAGAAAUUUUAGUAUUCAUAUUUUAAUUUUGUUACUUACUAUACGUUUUAUUAUGAUUUUACUCCUACCAUAAUUGGUAGUUUUAAUUUUCCUGUAGAGCUAAUUUAUGUAACGCAUUUAAUGUUUUUGAUGGGUAGGAGGGAAUAUUUAACAUAACUACCACGGAAUGGUGAUGUUUUUUUUACCUACUUAACUUACGCACAAUUCAAAUGUUGUUUGAUUUGAGCUUAUUAAUGUAUUGAUGAGACGUGCUUAAUUUACCUUUUGACGUAUCUACAUUACAUUUUCUUGUUACUGUAGCUGUAUUUUACAUUGUGUGUAUGCGUGUGUUUGAACAAAUUUUUGUAUUUUUAAAUACGUACCGAUACUAUGUACUUAAUUUUUAGUAAACUGUGACCGAUUUUGGUUUUCAAUGUACAUAACUUAUCCUAUAAUUGUAAUCUCGUAAAACUACGGAGUAUAGGAUCUGAAUAAGUAAACGCGUUUUCGAAGCCUACGUAGUACGUACUGAAUGGACUGAAGCCGUAAAAAUGUUUGAGUACAGUACGUUUAUGUGUAGGAUCUAUUUUUAUAAGUAUUUUACUACUUUUUUGCUGUUUCUGAAUCUCUCUGUCUCUUUCCUUUUCCUCCUCCUACCUGUUGUAUUUUUUUUUUUUUUACAAGUACUUAACUUAAUAUUCACGUAUAUGAAAUGGAAUUAAAGUAAAUAAUGAAGUUUCGAAGUUAUAUUGUAUUUUACAUAUGCGUAAAAAUAUCUUAACAAUGGCAAAAUUAGAAGUGAUAUUUUGUAGAAAUUAGAUUUUUGUGAUUGUAUUUCGCAAAAGUAUAGAAAGUUUCUGUGAUUUCUACAAUUAAAAUCAUUUUUCGGUAUACUUAGAAAAUCAAAUUGAAAUGUGAUUUUCACUCGUUAAAUUUAUAGUAUGUGAUUUUGCACUAGACGUUUCAUAGUAUGUAAUGUAACGUAAAAAAAAUCCAAAAUUGAUUAUUGUCGAUAUUUGGGCUGUUCUUAGCUACUUCAUUUAAUGAAUUGUCUCUUCUUGUACGUAUGUUUGUGUAUUUUAUUUUUAUUCUUUCUUAAUGUGGAUGUGUGCGCUUAUGAAAUUAUUAACAAAAAUGAAAACAACCUACAAGAUUAUGUGUGUAUGUGUGUGUGUGUUUUUUUUUAAUUUUUUGUUUGAAAUUUCAAUUACAGGACCAGGUUAUUGCAAAGUUUAUCUUAAAAGCCUAAUUUAUAAGAUGGAAACAUUUUUGAACACUGGAGAAUACGUAUCUUCUUACUAUCGAUGUACUUAAUUUUAGAAGACUGUAAACUGAAAAAUCUAGUCCUGUAAAAUUUUAGUGAUAAUGUUUCGUAAAGUUACUACCUAUUUAGCACAAAAUUACUGGUCUGUAUUCGUUUUAUUUUAAGUUGCAAAUGUGUACUUAAUAUCUUUUACUUAUUUUCCCUCCUUUUCAAUGUUCGUUUUCUUUCUAUUUUUUUUUUUUUUUUUUUUUUUGAAAUGAAAUUGUAUACAUUUGCCCAAAGAACAUACUUAAGAAUUCUCAUGUGAUUGAAGAAAAUUGUAUUUUAGCUCUCUCAUUAUCAGUUUCAUUGUUUUAUUCUCAAGUUUUAAUGUAUCGAUAUAAACGUAAUUAUUCAGAUGGGACUAAUAAUUUUAUUAUGUACGCUUUUUAAUUCUUUUUUGUUUUUUUUUGUGUGUAAAUUGUGCUCAAUUUUUGUAAUAGUAUCUGAAUCAAAUUUAAUAAUCAAAUACUUAGACUGCGUA
Planococcus citri (citrus mealybug) is the source of this 6245-nucleotide messenger RNA. Its product is annotated as beta-1,3-galactosyltransferase 1-like. The record is from RefSeq and is a predicted model, not a curated record. The coding region runs from base 427 to 1575 and encodes 382 amino acids. Gene Ontology annotation, molecular function: hexosyltransferase activity. Gene Ontology annotation, cellular component: Golgi membrane. NCBI's taxonomy places the organism in Eukaryota, Metazoa, Arthropoda, Insecta, Hemiptera, Pseudococcidae. The transcript has 7 exons.